UAUGAUAGAUUGUCAUAAAUUUUAAUUAGUCCUAAAUAAAUAGGUGCUGGAAAGCUAAAUAAAACUUGAUUUUCAUAAUUUACUGUGGCGUUGCACAAUCUAACAUAUAAUAUCUACGCAGUAUAGACUAGAUAUAUUAGAAUAAAGUUAUUGUAUCCUAUAUUAUGGCGGACAACCAAGAUACCCCGAUGGCGAACAAUGAUGCCGAUGUAGUACAAAAAGCUGUGGCAGUCAGGGAUAAUAGGAAAGAAAAUGACUCAUCGCCACCACCACCAGCGACUCCACCACCAGGUGAAGAAGACACUCAAGAAUUGAUAGUGGUCAAUGAAAACACUGAGCUUCUUGAUCUUAACCAUGGCAGAAUUGGAAAAAUUGAAAAUCUUGAGCAACUGAAAAACUUAGAAAGGUUAUAUCUCAGAUGGAAUUUUAUAAAAAAGAUAGAAGGGCUUGAUACACUCACAAAAUUGGUGGAACUGGAACUUUAUGACAAUCAAAUUGUGGUCAUUGAGAAUUUGGAUAGCUUGGUCAAUUUGGAGAUUCUGGAUUUGUCAUUUAACAGAAUCAAAGAAGUCACUGGACUGAAUAACCUUCUGAAACUACGUAAACUUUACUUAAGUUCAAAUAAAAUUACUGAAAUCAACAAUGUUAAUCAUUUUCCUAAGCUGGAAACACUUGAGCUGGGUGAUAAUCGUAUAAGGGAAAUAAAAAAUCUUGAAGGCUUAAAAACACUAAAAGAGCUUUAUUUGGGCAAAAACAAAAUAACAAAAAUUCAAAACCUCGAAGACCUCUCAAGUCUAGAAAUACUUGUCCUUCAAAGUAAUCGCCUCACAAAAUUAGAGAACCUUGAACAUUUAACAAGUUUGGAACAUUUGUAUGUAUCAGAGAAUGGCUUAACUGCUAUAGAAAAUCUGCAGAAUCAGGUCAAACUGCAGACAUUGGAUUUGGCUGUGAAUAGGAUUACAGCAAUCGAUAAUGUAAGACACAUGAGUGACUUGGAAGAAUUAUGGCUCAAUGAUAAUCAAAUAUCCGAGUGGUCAUCAGUUGAAUACUUGCAAGAGAACAAGAAGUUGGCAACAAUAUACUUAGAGAGAAAUCCUAUAGCGUCAGACCCAGCUUAUAGAAGAAAGAUAAAAUUGACCCUUCCGUCUCUGCAGCAAAUCGAUGCGACAUUGUGUAGAUAAGAAUUUAAUGCAUUAGUAGUUUGAGUAUUAACCCAGAAAUGUAAAGUAUAAUGCACAUUGUUUUGGACCAAAAUCUCUAUUAUACCUAAUGAGCAUUGCUAGUAUUUUGUUUUGUGAUAGCCAAAAACCAUUUUAGUUCAGUCAAUUUUAGUUUUUUUUUUUAAAUCAUCUAAUGAAAAUUCAUAAUAUAGACAGUAGCAUUUCUUUUUUAUCUAUUUAACAUCUUAAACAAUCAAAUGGGCUAUAUCGAAGGAGCUUAGCUCCUCCCAUAGACACUAGCAGUGCAAAAAGUACCCAAUACUCAAUAUGAUAUCUAAGGUGUUAUAUUCCUUAUGCCCGUAUUUUAAUUGGGCAAUCCCGACAAAUUAAAACAUAAAUAUACAUCGUAUUCAUGCUGGGCGUUAUAAUAAAUGAUAACGGGUCUGCCCAAACCUAUAUUCAUAAAUAAAGUAAAAUUUCUGGGAGAGGAGGUUGUCGUAAGUUGGGUUGUAGUUGUGACUUCCCCUUUGUGUAGCCGAUUCUAAUCUCAGGAAGAGUAAAGGUAAAUAACUUUGACCUUGUACUGAAUUUUUAUCAUUGGUCGAGACCUGAAUUGUCUAAGGUAUUUUUAUUUUAAUGUUGGCGAAAUUGUGUUCGGAAUUUUAUAACUUAAAUUAAAGUGGAUAGAAAUGGUUAAGUUUAAUAGUAUAUUAUUAGAAAUAAUUAUAUUAUUAAUUAGAAAUUGUUUGAAGCGAAUAAUAUAAAAGAUCUAUAAUAAGCAAACUGCUUGGAAUAUAUAAAUCUAAGGUUAAUUCACCUUUACUCUUGCUAUUAGAAUAUAGUAUAGUAAUGCUAAUUAUUAUAUAAUGUGUAUAAAAAUAUAAAUGUGUUAUAAUUGUUUAGUUUUGUCUCUAUUAAAAAGUAUGGCAGUUUAUUAGUUGUAUUGUAUGUAUUAUCGACAUUAUGAGUAGCUACAAUUAAUUCGCUUAUGUAUAUAACAUAUAUUUUAGAACCAUUAAAAGUAAUAUUGUAACAUUGUUUAAACAUUUAUCAAUGUAUGUAGAUAAUGUUAUUUGAAAGCCAAAUUUAGGCUACCCACGUUUUGAUAUAUUUUCUUUUUACUUUUAUACGCAAUUUAUUUACAACGACGUCACCUGUCGCUGUAAUAUUGUGUCAGUCGAAAAUAUUUCUCCUAAACCUAUAAGUCUCAUCAAUAUCCGUCCGCAUUUUAUUAUAUUUAUUCAAAUGAAUUUCGAUUUCUAUAUUUGUCAAUACCUAAAAUGUAAUUCGUGAGUUUACAUCUAAAUAAUAUACAUAUAAAUAAGUUCCUAUAAAAUUAUCCUUUUAAAAAUAUAUAUUAAGAAAAAAAUAAUAAGAAGAUAGUUGUAGAUAUUCAAAUUAUAUAAAAUUAUAAUUGGUCUUCUUAUCGUAUAAUCUUGCUAUUUUUUAAAUAAUUAAUUGAUAAUAGUUUGUUAUGUUAAAUGGUAAUUAUUUUAUAAACAAUACUAUAGGCUCGCGUUUUCAGGCAGUCGCGGAGUCGUACGUCAGCAUUGUCCACAAGGAUGCUCCAGAUCGCCCCCUCAAUGCAUUUAGUAAAUAAAUGUCUAAGUAUAAUUACAAUAUUAAAUGUUAUGC
Molecule: messenger RNA, 2795 nt
Organism: Vanessa atalanta (red admiral)
Lineage: Eukaryota; Metazoa; Arthropoda; Insecta; Lepidoptera; Nymphalidae
Product: protein phosphatase 1 regulatory subunit 7-like
Exons: 6
Coding region: 165-1181 (338 amino acids)
Molecular function (GO): protein binding
Source: RefSeq, a predicted model, not a curated record